This is a messenger RNA of Suillus plorans, 1560 nucleotides long. RefSeq lists its product as uncharacterized. The transcript has 5 exons. NCBI's taxonomy places the organism in Eukaryota, Fungi, Basidiomycota, Agaricomycetes, Boletales, Suillaceae. The record is from RefSeq and is a predicted model, not a curated record. Gene Ontology annotation, molecular function: protein binding. Bases 1 to 1560 code for a protein of 519 amino acids.
AUGGACACUGACCAGCAGGGAAAUGCAGAGGCAGCAUUUAGUCUCCCGAACGAGUUGAUCGCUAUAGUUUUCGAUGAACUCGAUAUAGUAUCUCUCCUAAGAUGCAAGCAAGUAUGCCAAUUAUUUCGUUCAGUUAUCACCACCAAUGCGCAACUUCUCUACAAAGUCGAGUUGUUUUUCGGACGGUUCGAGAAUGGACGCCACUGUAAUCUUGAUACUGCUGGCCGCCUUCGUGCCUGUCGACAAUACCAGCAGGCUUGGAACAACUUAGCUUUUCCAGACUCCCAAAUCAUAAAUAUGCAGGGUGGUCUUUCUUGGGAACUGUCCGGGGGAGUAUUGUGCCAGGCCAUGCGGUCACGGUCAGGGCUUGUUUGCGUGCAACUUCCCUGCAAAAUUAAAGACAUUCCCGAGCGGGAAUGGACUAUCAAUGAUUUUGGAUUUGAGAUCCGAGAUUUUACCAUCGAUACAUCUCAGGACUUGGUUGUCGCUUUGGAAAUUGUAGGUGCCGUCCCGAACCGGACAUGCAACGUACACCUAAGAACCUUAAUGACCGGCGAGCAUCAUCCAAUGGCUACCAUGUCCUUCGUGACGCACCUGCUAUCAGACAUGCAUGAGGAGCUCACCUUCCUUAUCCAAGUUUGCGGUUCCCGGAUUGCAAUACUGUGUCAAGAACAUGGAGAUGAUUCCAACUCUCAGCUAGUUGUCUGGGACUGGAAAUCGGGUCAGCAGAAGCUCUUCAUUCGAGACACAGACCUUCAAUCUUUUUCUUUUGUCACAGAAGACUUACUUUUGGUUGGUGUCGUUGCCGCGGAAAGUGACGAAAUGCCUCGUUUGGACAUCCUCAGUAUCGACAGUUUCAGGGAAGAGAUGGAGGAAUAUAAGGAUGUCAGCUACAUUUGCGGCCUGGAGUAUCCAAAGAUGAAGGCCGACGUUCUAGAUAUGUUAAUUCGAUCUGAUCCGACUCCAGGAUGGUCCCCGCCUCAAACUGUCCAAACUCCCUUUUUUUUCGCUCGCAGUGACCGCAUCUUCACCAUCACUAUGCGGGUCUCCCCCGCAGGCAAUUCCAACGAAGAGUGUACUGUACUAAUCGUCGCCUUGUCCACCAUCAUGGCUCAGGUUGAAUUGUCUCGCAAUACACAAAAACGCAUUGUCCCAUGGACGCAGUGGGGCCCAAAUGGCUCUUAUAUGCUCCUUCGCAGCCCGUCCGAUAGCUGGGUUUGCUACGUCUACGGAAUGAAGUUUAUUCAACUUCUGCCAUGGAAAAAAGGAAAUACCGCAAGAGUGUAUGAUUUCAACAAGUAUGCAGCGAGGAGGGAUGUUCGGAAUGAACAAACAACGGAACCGAAACUUCCGUGGACGCGCUUAGGAAUGCCCCAGCCACUGAAUUCGCGGUGUUCUGCAUUUGUUGAAGAAGUCGUCACGUAUCUUCCUGGCCGUGUUGCGACUGUUGAAGUGAUGCCGAGUGAUUCACUUUACGAUUGGGAGGCGGCUAUGAUCGGUGAAGAUAACAUCGUUCUGGUUUCUUCUGGUGCGAGGAAAUAUGGCUAUAUCGCCAUGUAA